UUUUCUGCCCGGUUUGGACUGGGGAAUGAAAGAGGCAGCAGCGUUUCACGAAGAGAAGACAAAAUAACACACCUGGAGUCAUUUUUGUUAAACGUGGAAGUUUUAAAAAGAGCACAGAGGCGUUUCUGUUCAGGGACAAGGACACUGUCUAAGGAUCAAGUGCCAAAUGCCAAGACUAGAGGACCAUUGUUGGACCUGCUCCUGUUCAGCCAGUGUGAAGUCAAACGACCUGUCGAGCGCCAGUUGGGUUGUUUGUAAAACGGGUGAAAUGAUGUCCAUUAUAACCUCAGUGCUUGGCCAUGCAUACGGCUCUGUGCACAGUCUCCAGACUGCUAAUUUAAUUCGACGGGGGCUUGUGUUGUUUAUUGUCGGAGUAGUUCUCGCCUUGGUGUUAAACUUACUACAGAUCCAGAGAAACGUUACAUUGUUCCCAGAGGAAGUGAUGGUCACUUUGUUCUCGUCCGCCUGGUGGAUUCCGCUCUGCUGUGGAACUGCUGCUGCUGUGGUUGGUCUGUUGUAUCCAUGCUUGGACCGCCACCUUGGAGAGCCACACAAGUUUAAGCGGGAGUGGGCAAGUGUGAUGCGCUGCAUUGCUGUUUUUGUGGGCAUUAAUCAUGCCAGUGCUAAACUGGACUUUGCCAAUAAUGUGCAGCUUUCUCUAACCCUGGCUGCCCUGUCUAUGGGCCUGUGGUGGACAUUUGACCGUUCCAGGAGUGGCUUUGGCCUGGGGCUGACCACUGCCCUGCUUGCCACUCUCGUUGCUCAGCUGCUGGUCUACAACGGCAUCUACCAGUAUACAUCACCAGACUUCUUGUAUGUACGCUCCUGGCUGCCUUGUAUAUUCUUCUCUGGUGGAGUGACGGUAGGGAAUAUCGGGCGACAGCUGGCUAUGGGCUCGACUGAGAAGCCUCACAACGACUAAGCAGGUGUUGGAGGUCAUGAAGUGAGCUUUGUAGAGUGCCAAAAACGGAGGGCCUGCGAACUGAGACUCUAUAUUGUGUGUCCCUGGAGACAAAGAUGUUUCUGUCCUAGCAUAACUUCUGCUCUUAAUUUUACACCUCUUUAUAACAAAAAAGGAAAAUGAAGAGCAGGCUGGUCUGAGAUGACCCAAUGUGCCAUGAACAGCACCUCCGAACCGCCAAAAGAACCCCCGUGGCAUUCAUUACUGCCAUAACCAUUGUCAUUGUUACAACAGCUACUUGCAGUAGUGUUACUGGUAACAUCAGUCUCCUUAUUACCAGGUUGCUAGAGUGCCGACUGUAAAAAUCAUAGCUAGUUUCACAAAAAACUUUAAAAAAAAAAGUUUUUUUAAAAAGUGAAAAGUAGUGGUGAAGCUGUGUGUAUACAGGUGUGCGUGUGAUGGGUCCUAUGGAUAAGACCAAGGAAGAAAAAGUGAUGCUAAAGUGCACACUUUAACAUGUUUAAUUUUUGUUGGAGAACCGAAAGAUAAAUGAAAGGGAAAAAAAAAAAUCAAGGCUGUGCAAAAUACCUAAAUAUCCAAAGAGGUCUGUGUACUGUCUAGAUAGGAUUUGUUUGAUUUUUUUUUUUUUUGCAAAUUGGACUGACCAUGCAGAGUAUUACAAUGAGUACCAGAGAGGUUUGGUUGCCAAUGUGCCGACUGGUUAUCACUACUUUGUAUGUUUGUUGCAAACACAGACCAAAAGUAAAUCUAGAAACAUUAGUUAUAAAGUGGCACCUUGAAAUACGAAUCAAACGUAAGUGAAAACAACAAGGAUGCUCAUAUUUCUAUUAUUGUAAAUUCACUGAAUAAUUUAAUAUAUUUUCAGUGGAAUUAUAAAGGUGUCUAAAUAAAACCAAUGAAAUGGUUGGGAACUUGGGAUUACUGAGCGUCCAAGAAAACAAAUUUUUACUGCGGCCUCAAUGGUUUGCAAUCUGUGAUUGCCUUUGUAUUAUAAAAUUCAGUGCUUUUGUCACUACACUUGUCUAUUUUUUUGUACUUCAUUUAUUGUGUAUUUCUUAUCACAUGUAGACACUUCUAUAUCUAAUCUAAAAGGUAUUACUGGGCUAGAGUGUAGGUUUGGGGGUCUUUGCAAAUUAAGUGCAAUGACAUACUAGGAGCCUGAUAUUCUUUAAUAUUUAUUACAUUUUACAAUGUUAAGGUACCCCAGGCAACUCAGUCAUAUUUAAACCAACCAGCAAUAACCACAUUGUUUAUAUGUAAAGUGAAGGUAUAUUAUAAUGGCAAAAUACUUUUUCUAAAAGACGUCCCACACAAAAGAUGCCAUUGCAAAGGAUACCAAUGACCAUUUUCACUAUUCUGAAGAAAAAAAACAAAAGUGUCAUGCCUGCACUAGUACGUUUCAGAAUGUUUAGGAAAGAACAUGAGUGAAAUGUCUUAUACAGUGAUAAAACUUUGCUCUAAAGAGCAAAAGGCUGUUUAUGAACCUUUCAGCCUCAGGGAAUGAGAGAUGUAUAACUGAAUGAAAGCUUUGUUUAAAGGGGAAUAAGAAAUGCAAUAGUGUAUUUCUAGGAGUGAAUGUGCAUGUGUGUCUUAACCAUUUCAGUUCCAUCAUUUCUAUUAUUCCGGAUUCAAUAAUGCAUUAUAUUAAAUAAAAUUGAGUUGUCCAGCAGCCUUUGAUUCAUUCACAAUCAUAUGAAAACAUGACACUGAAGAAUUGUAGCAUACAUUUUAUUUAUUGUCAACCAGUUGCAUCCAUUAAAGUGUAGGCAGGUUUUUUUUUUUACCAGCAUGACAUUUCAUUUAUUCAAACAGACAACAAAAAUAUUUUUCAUUAAAUAAUAAUUAACUAAUAAAGUGGCCCGUUGUAAAUCAUAAACCUUGGUUCUGGAAUGCAAACUGUGAAACCACUGAAUUAACUGUGUUGGGUCAGCUUUUUAAAAAUGGUGUGUAAAGACUUAACCACUUGUCACAGUCAAGCAAAGUUAGAUAGUACCCUCAGCCCCAGAAGUCUUUUCGCAUUUAAACUAGAAUUGCAUGGAAGGUCAAUUUUGUAAUUGUUCCCCACACCACUCAGUCAAGAGCCACUGCGCUGAUGUUACAGUAGAACAAAUGGUUGAGAAAUAAACUGAAAGAUGUAUGGCGUUCCAAAUAUUAUUUAUGAUUUUUAAAUGUUAAAAAAAAAAAAAAACUACACAAAUCUAGUCUCAACUCAAUGACAAGCUGGUUGUUUUAUACCACACAAAGAUAAAUACUACUGUUUUCAACAUACAAUUUAUAUAUGCAGAAUAUUACAUUCAAGCAAUCAUUUUAGCUUUUGCCAUAUCUAAUUACAUCACUAUUUAGAUCAGCAUGUCAGAUGUCCUUUUAAAUAUAUUGUUUCCACUCAUUCUUGUAUUAUUGCAAUUGCAAAUGUACACCCAUAUUUCAUGAUUAAGAGCAUUUAUAGAAUCAGCACAAUUUUGAUCAGAUUGUAACUUGUUUUAUCUUUUUUAAUAAAUGUGGGCAUAUUCCAUUAUUCUUUCAAAAGAUUAUUACAAUACAUUAAGAUAUACAAUAUUCCCAGUAAUGUGAAAACUAUUCACAUUGCUUUAGAAAUUUAUAUUCACAAGGAAACUGAUAAAAAAUGAGCAAGUACGAACCCCCACCCCCAAUAUUUAUACCAUGAUCAGUGGAAACAUGCAAAUGCUUCACACUGCAAUGUAUGGAAAAAAGGAUUUAAAUAUUGAUCUGUUUCUCACCCACACCUAUCAUAACGGUUCUGAAGAUAUGAAUUUAAACACUGGAGCCAUAUGGAUUACUUUUAUGCUGCCUUCAUUUGCUUUUUGGAGCUUCAAAAUAUUGGUACCCAUUCACUUGCAUUAUUUGGACCUACAGAGCUGAAAUACAGUGCAUCCAGAAAGUAUUCAGACCCCUUCA
Messenger RNA from Xyrauchen texanus (razorback sucker), 3838 nucleotides. Its product is annotated as insulin-induced gene 1 protein-like. The transcript is spliced from 6 exons. Gene Ontology annotation, cellular component: SREBP-SCAP-Insig complex; endoplasmic reticulum. Gene Ontology annotation, biological process: SREBP signaling pathway; SREBP-SCAP complex retention in endoplasmic reticulum; cellular response to insulin stimulus. NCBI's taxonomy places the organism in Eukaryota, Metazoa, Chordata, Actinopteri, Cypriniformes, Catostomidae. The coding region runs from base 167 to 922 and encodes 251 amino acids. The record is from RefSeq and is a predicted model, not a curated record.